GUAUCAGUUGCGCAAAAUUGUGGUGGACCCCGGAGCGGGGCCCGGGAAGAACCACACCGUGGUGUUUCUGGGGUCCGACACUGGCACCGUCCUCAAGUUUCUGAUCCAGGCGAACAUCAGCACCAGCCUGGCGACAGUGCGGGCCAGCAUCCAGAGCGUGUUUCUAGAGGAGUUUGAGACGUAUCCCAGCGAGAAGUGUGGCAAGGACAAUGUGGACGAGAGGAAGCUCCUAGGGAUGGAGCUCGAUAAAGCCACGGGAUCAUUGCUGCUGGCGUUCCCGCCUUGCGUGGUGCGGGCCCCCGUGGCAAGAUGUCACCAGCAUUCGGGCUGCAUGAAGAGUUGUCUGGGGAGCCGUGACCCCUAUUGCGGCUGGACUCCCGAAGGCUCCUGUAUUUUCGUAGACUCAAGCACCAGGGCCACGUUUGAGCAAGACACUGCAGGUGGGAAGACGUCUCACCUCGGCGACUGCGAAGGGCUGGUGACUGAAAGCUUUGUGGAUGAACCAGACGGGCUGGUGUCAGUGAACCUUCUGGUAAUCUCCUCGGUAGCAGCCUUCGUUAUCGGGGCCGUGAUAUCGGGCUUCAGUGUGUGCUGGUUUAUCGGGCACCGCGACCGGAAGGAGAUGGCCCGGCGCAAAGACAAGGAGAACAUCCUAUCCCACAGCGAGUCGGUGGUGAGCGUCAGCCGGCUGGGUGAACGGCACGCCCGGGGCCCCGGCGGGCAGCCCGAGAACCUGCUAGCACCGCUCAUGCAGAACGGGUGGCCCAAGGGGCUCAUCAAGGUUAGCCAGCAUGACCUGGAUUCAGGGGUCCUCCCCACCCCGGAGCAGACCCCACUGCAGCAGAAGCGAUGCCCGAAGCCCUGCAGCUGGGAGUACAGCCACAACCUCAUCAACGCUUCGAUACGGGGUGGAGACCCCCCAUCCUCCGUCAUCCUCCUCCAUGCUGGCCACACUCCGGUGCCCCCACACCACUUGUCUUCUGGCCGCGUUAUCCCCAUCUCCUGCCACUCCAUGCUGAUGGACCAGGAGCUGGAGAGCGAAUCAGGGGACCUUCCGCUGGACAUGCGCUAUCUACCGGUGAGUGGCGGAGAAGGACCCCGGGGAGUCCAGCAACAGCUGCAGCAAGCCCCAAAUUCACACCGGCCCAGCGGGACGCGGAGCUCCUAUGGUGGCGAGAUGCCCAUCACGCCGCACGACAGCCCCGACCGGCGACGGGUGGUGUCGGCCCCGAGUGGGGAGACGGGGGAUUCCACUCAGUGGAACCCCGACAAGCUGAACUCCAAUAGUAACAAUGCUGCCAGCAAGGCGAAUGCACAUCUCAAACGCACCCACACUUUCAACAGUGGGGAAGGCCAGGUGGCUUACACCCGGGCGCAGAGGGCGCCCACGCUGGGCUCCCAGCACACCCUCACAGACUUCAGCCACCUCCUGAAAUAUGGUGGCCUCGAGCGGACUGCCUCCUCUGUCAAAUAGGGAGCCAACCGGGAGGCGUGGUCUGGCUCGGUAACC
Molecule: messenger RNA, 1510 nt
Organism: Gekko japonicus
Lineage: Eukaryota; Metazoa; Chordata; Lepidosauria; Squamata; Gekkonidae
Product: semaphorin-6B-like
Exons: 5
Biological process (GO): positive regulation of cell migration; neural crest cell migration; axon guidance
Molecular function (GO): semaphorin receptor binding; chemorepellent activity
Source: RefSeq, a predicted model, not a curated record